Messenger RNA from Medicago truncatula (barrel medic), 1746 nucleotides. RefSeq names its product probable glucan endo-1,3-beta-glucosidase A6. Gene Ontology annotation, biological process: carbohydrate metabolic process. The transcript has 3 exons. The record is from RefSeq and is a predicted model, not a curated record. Gene Ontology annotation, molecular function: hydrolase activity, hydrolyzing O-glycosyl compounds. Bases 210 to 1601 code for a protein of 463 amino acids. Lineage: Eukaryota; Viridiplantae; Streptophyta; Magnoliopsida; Fabales; Fabaceae.
UAUGAUAAUAUUAUUUACAAACAACCAUACAAUAAGAAAACGACGACAAAUCAAAUAAAAAUGUUUGAUAUUUCCAAUUGCAAUAAGUGAUGUUGAAGACUAAUUUACCAAUAAUUUCCCUUUUGCAACAUCUUCUAAUCUCACAUGUCAACUACGUUAUGGUGAUCUAAAUCUCUAAUUUUGCCUUCAAUUCAAGAGACACGGUCUCAAUGAAAGCAAUAGCUAUGGUUGUGAUUUUUCUAUUUGUCUUCUCUUCCUUAUUCACUAUAUCAAGUGCAGAAAUCUCAGGACAACCGGGAGUGAACUAUGGACAACUAGGAAACAACCUUCCAACACCAACAACCUCAGUGUCUCUCAUCAAAAACCUCAAAGCCAAGCGUGUCAAAAUCUAUGACGCAAAUCCACAAAUCCUCAAAGCCCUCGAAAACACUGGAAUCCAAGUAUCCAUCAUGCUCCCCAAUGAACUUGUAACAAAUGUAUCCUCAAACCAAACACUUGCAAAUCAAUGGGUCCAAACUAACCUCGUACCCUUCUACUCAAAAACACUCAUUCGUUAUCUUCUUGUUGGUAAUGAACUCAUUUCCUCAACAACAAACCAAACAUGGCCCCACAUUGUACCUGCCAUGUACAGAAUGAAACACUCCUUAACUAUCUUUGGUUUGCAUAAAGUCAAAGUUGGAACACCUUUGGCAAUGGAUGUUUUACAAACAUCAUUUCCACCUUCAAAUGGCACAUUUAGAAAUGACAUUGCGUUGAGUGUUAUGAAACCAAUGUUAGAGUUUUUACAUGUCACAAACUCUUUUUUCUUCUUAGAUGUGUAUCCAUUUUUUGCUUGGACAUCAGAUCCUAUUAAUAUUAACUUGGAUUAUGCUCUUUUUGAAUCCGAUAACAUCACGGUUACGGAUUCGGGUACGGGUUUGGUUUAUACUAAUUUGUUUGAUCAGAUGGUGGAUGCGGUUUAUUUUGCAAUGGAGCGGCUUGGCUAUCCGGAUAUUCAAAUAUUUAUCGCUGAAACCGGUUGGCCUAAUGAUGGUGACUUGGACCAAAUUGGUGCAAAUAUUCACAAUGCCGGUACAUAUAAUAGAAAUUUCGUGAAAAAGGUUACGAAAAAACCUCCGGUUGGGACACCGGCUCGACCUGGUUCAAUUCUUCCAUCUUUUAUAUUUGCUUUGUAUAAUGAGAAUUUGAAAACGGGUUUGGGUACGGAGCGUCACUUCGGGUUAUUGUAUCCAAAUGGGUCACGUAUUUAUGAGAUUGACCUUUCUGGAAAGACGCCAGAGUACGAAUAUAAGCCAUUGCCGCCACCAGAUGAUUAUAAAGGGAAGGCGUGGUGUGUGGUGGCAGAGGGAGCUAACAAGACGGCAGUAGUGGAAGCAUUGUCAUAUGCUUGCUCACAGGGGAACCGAACAUGUGAAUUGGUUCAACCCGGAAAACCCUGUUUCGAACCCGAUUCAGUUGUUGGUCAUGCUAGCUAUGCGUUUAGUUCUUACUGGGCUCAGUUUAGGCGUGUAGGUGGGACUUGUAACUUCAAUGGUCUCGCCACUCAAAUUGCAGAGGAUCCAAGUUAUGGAUCUUGCAAAUACCCAAGUGUGAUUCUUUGAUGAAGCCAACUCCAAUCAGAUGAAAUCAGCCAAUGGAGUCUUAUAUAUUGUUGUAUUUUUUAUAAAUUUAUUGCUUUUCUUACCGUGAAUAACAAGAAUAAUUGUCGUAUAGGCUAACAUUAUAUACAACAAGAGUAUUAGCUGA